AUGGCGCCACGGACCUCUGCUCUUACUGCACCAAGCAGGCUCUUCAAAGAGCUGAAGGAUUAUAACAAGGAGGGGGAGAAUGAAACAUUCCUGUUCCUACGACCUGUUGACGAAGACGACAUACUGCACUGGGAAGCUGUAUUGAAAGGUCCAGUUGGAACACCUUACGAGGGUGGACUUUGGCACGUUAAUAUUGAAGUCCCACCAAACUACCCUAUUGCACCGCCGACCGUCUACUUCACGACUAAGAUCGUGCACCCGAAUAUCGACUUCCGCACAGGCGAGGUUUGUUUGUCACUCUUUGAUGCGGAAUGGAGUCCGGCUGGGGGUCUCUCGGCCACACUCAGAGCUAUUCAGUGGCUGUUGAAGGAUCCGAAUCCGGAUUCGCCGCUGAAUGUCGAGAUCGCUGUUCUACUGCGCAAAGGGGAUUUGGCUGGCUAUGAGAGUCUUGUCCGGUAUUUGACCGAGCAGGAGCGCUGGGAGGAGGGUCUGAAUCCUGGACGAUGA
Molecule: messenger RNA, 507 nt
Organism: Penicillium egyptiacum
Lineage: Eukaryota; Fungi; Ascomycota; Eurotiomycetes; Eurotiales; Aspergillaceae
Source: the annotation of a GenBank genome assembly